This is a messenger RNA of Venustampulla echinocandica, 1557 nucleotides long. RefSeq lists its product as uncharacterized. Gene Ontology annotation, biological process: fluoride transmembrane transport. The transcript has a single exon. Gene Ontology annotation, cellular component: membrane. Gene Ontology annotation, molecular function: fluoride transmembrane transporter activity. The record is from RefSeq and is a predicted model, not a curated record. Lineage: Eukaryota; Fungi; Ascomycota; Leotiomycetes; Helotiales; Pleuroascaceae. Bases 1 to 1557 code for a protein of 518 amino acids.
AUGGCCGAAGACGAACCUUCCCCGACUCAGCGAGCCUCGCAAGAUGCCGGCUACGACGCGCCAGAAAAUUAUGAAAACCUCAAUGAAUUAGCUGCUUCUCCUGAUAGGAUUUUCCCCGGAGAGCGUAUUCCCCAGGGAGAAGCAAGACGCGAGAGUCUAGUCCGCUCGAUAUCCGAAGCCUCACAAGCAUCCCCCAGAAGAGCUCGAAAUGUUCGCCGCCAGUCGCGGGAAGGAGACAAUUAUAUGUUGGCAGAUAAUUAUGCCAACCUAGACGAAUUAGCUGCAUCCCCACCAAUCGAAAAUCCGGAUGAAAAUUCAAUUUAUUUCCAUAGAUCUCUGGAAGAUACAAGGGAUCAAGAGCGGAGAUAUAAAAAGGAUCAGGAGGCGGAAAGGAGAGCAUCGAUUUCACGGGGACAGGAGCCUAAACAGGACGAAGACGAAAAGCGGAAGGAUGCACGGAAGGUCUCGAAAUUUGCAACUAAAUUAUACACUGUAUCGUACCUAAUCCUUUUCUCCUUCUUGGGCACACUCGCUCGACUUGGUCUCCAGGCUAUCACAUCUUAUCCCGGGUCGCCGAUUAUCUUCAGCAUUCUGUGGGCGAACUUUGCAGGAAGUCUUGUUAUGGGAUUUCUGAGUGAGGAUCGGAUGCUCUUCAGAGAAGAAUGGGGAGAUCCUGACUAUGACCGCCAAAUCCAAAACGCUAUGAAGAGAGAUCAAGACGAAGAGAUCGGUUCUGCUAGCGGGCCGGGAAUUGACGUGAAAGCUGCGAAGAAGAUGCAUGCGGCAACGAAGAAGACCAUUCCAUUAUAUAUUGGACUAGCAACUGGAUUCUGUGGCUGCUUCACGUCUUUCUCUACAUUUAUUCGAGACGCCUUCUUGGCAAUGUCAAAUGAGCUCCUUACUCCUGGUUCUACAGUUGCAGCCCAGCGGAACGGUGGCUAUUCCUUCAUGGCUUUACUUGCUGUGAUUAUUGCCACUCUUACAAUGUGCAUAUCAGCUCUACACAUCGGUGCUCACCUCGCCAUUGUCUCGGAGCCAUUUAUCCCAACCUUGCCAUUCACAUUCUGUCGGAAGGUUCUUGACCGUAUUGGUGUGGUCCUGGCUUGGGGCUGUUGGCUUGGGGCCGUCCUCCUUGCUAUCUUCCCGCCACACGACAUCUGGCGAGGAGAGGCAGUUUUUGCGUUAGUGUUUGCGCCAUUGGGCUGCCUUGGCCGGUUUUAUGCCUCAACAUAUCUCAACGGGAAAAUAUCUUCCUUCCCUCUUGGGACCUUCCUCGUCAAUACCCUUGGAACAAUCAUCUUGGGGAUGGCUUAUGAUCUGCAACGUGUCCCCCUAGGCGCUGUUGUUGGCUGUCAAGUUCUACAAGGCAUAGAAGAUGGUUUUUGCGGUUGCUUGACAACUGUUAGUACCUGGGUUGCUGAGUUGAGCUCAUUGCGGAGGGCUAAUGCUUAUCGGUAUGGCGGUGCCAGCAUCAUCGUGGCACUUUGCUUUCUAAUCGUCAUAAUGGGUUCGAUGCAAUGGACGGUGGGUUUCUCAACAUUGCGGUGCACAACUUAA